AUGUUCAAGCUCACGCAGUAUUCUCACUUUCGCAAGAGUAGCCAUUUUUCCAAGAAACUUCUUGAAAUACCGAAAGUACGCUCUAGGAUGGCGUGGAAAGGAUUCCAACGAUCUUCUCGAUCACCAGCCACCCCUUCAGAGAGUAGUGGUGACAAUCGGCAGUCCACCGAGGGCUCUUCGGCGCCUAUUCCAUUCCCGAUUGGAAUCAAGGUGCUUUAUGAAUGUCCCGAUGCCACAGUCGACAUAUGCUUUGUCCAUGGUCUGACUGGAAAUCGAGAAAGCACCUGGACGGCCGCGGGACAAUCCGAGCCGUGGCCAAAGACUCUCCUUCCAUCUGAAAUCCGCAACGCUCGCAUCCUGACUUAUGGCUAUGAUGCUUAUGUCGUGCGCGGAUCAGUGGCUAGCAAUAACCGCCUGAAGGAUCAUGCUUGCAACCUUGUCAAUGCUCUGACGGCGGAUAGAGCUUCCAUCAAAUCCCCAACUCGCGCCUUGAUAUUUGUGGCCCACAGUUUGGGGGGUCUUGUUUGUAAGAAAGCACUUUUACUCUCACAAUACAGCGGCGAAGCUCAUCUUCGUGGGAUAUACGAGUGCACCAAAGCCAUCAUUUUCAUGGGCACCCCUCAUGAGGGAUCCUGGAUGGCACGCUGGGCAACCAUCCCAGCAAAAUGUCUUGGGAUUAUCAAGUCUACCAAUACAAAACUACUGGAUAUCCUAGAUCGAGAUAAUGAAAUGCUGAAAGAGAUUCAAGAUGAAUUCUACACAUUGAUUGGAAGUUCUCGCACAAAUGGCAGGAAUAUCAAAGUGACGUGCUUUUACGAAGAACAGGGACUGUCUGUGGUUGGAACAGUUGUGCCCAAGGACUCUGCCACCUUGAAAGGUUACCAUCCCAUCAGCAUUCAUGCAAAUCACCGUGACAUGGUUAAAUUUGCAAGUAGCGAGGAUCAGGGAUUUCGAGAUCUGUGUGGGGAAUUGGUUAGAUGGUCAAAUGAAAUCAAAGAAGAAAUUGCUAAAGAUCUUGCAGAUCAGCAGCAGCAGCAACAAAAGCUGCAACAACAACCAGGUGGAGGGAACAAUAGGUACGGCAACACAAGUUCCUCUCCUUCUACGGAGAAUGCCAAAUCCGGUCACUAUCAUAUUGGACAGGUCUAUAACUCGGGAGGUGGACACCAAUUUCCAGCAGCUCAUUUCCACGGGAAUGUAAAUUUUUAG
Messenger RNA from Talaromyces amestolkiae, 1209 nucleotides. RefSeq lists its product as uncharacterized. The record is from RefSeq and is a predicted model, not a curated record. The transcript has a single exon. Bases 1 to 1209 code for a protein of 402 amino acids. Lineage: Eukaryota; Fungi; Ascomycota; Eurotiomycetes; Eurotiales; Trichocomaceae.